Anoplopoma fimbria (sablefish) is the source of this 1190-nucleotide messenger RNA. RefSeq names its product StAR-related lipid transfer (START) domain containing 15 (gene stard15). The record is from RefSeq and is a predicted model, not a curated record. Lineage: Eukaryota; Metazoa; Chordata; Actinopteri; Perciformes; Anoplopomatidae. Bases 246 to 1031 code for a protein of 261 amino acids. Gene Ontology annotation, molecular function: lipid binding. The transcript has 6 exons.
GCUGACAGAGUGAGAGGUCUGUGCUGGAGAGCCUCUGUGCAGCGCAGAGAGGACAGGUGUUGAGCUGCUGCUGUCAUCACCUGUCUGGUUCCUGCGCCACUGCAGCACCUGAACGCACCUCUGUGUUCUCUGCUUUAAGCUGCUAUUAUCAUCACUAUCAUCAUUAUCAUCAUUAUCAUCAUUAUUAUUAUCACCAUUGUUAUUAUCACCAUUAUCACCAUUGUCACCAUUAGUACUUUAUAAAGAUGCCGGUUCAGAUCCCGGACGACUCGGACUUCUCCUCGUUUAAGGACCAGUGUCUGAGCAGCGACGGCUGGACCAGCAGGUACAACAAGGGGGGGGUGACGGUGUGGUGCCGCGAGGAGGAGAGCCGGACCGUCCAGAAACUCAAGAUGAGGAUAGUGUGUAAGGACGUGACGGCAGAGACGCUGUAUGACGUCCUCCAUGACACCAGCUACCGAAAGAAGUGGGACAGCAACAUGAUCGACACGUACGACAUCGGCCGGCUGACGGCCAACGCAGACGUUGGAUAUUACUCCUGGAAAUGUCCGAGCCCUCUCAAGAACAGAGACUUUGUGACCAUGAGGUCUUGGCUUCCUCUCGGCAGCGACUACCUGAUCAUCAACUACUCCGUCAAACAUCCGCAACAUCCUCCCAAGAAGGACUACGUCCGAGCCGUGUCCCUGCUGACCGGAUACCUGAUCCAGUCCAAUGGGGCCAGCUGCUCCACCCUCUACUACCUGACCCAGAUGGACCCGCGAGGCUCGUUACCAAAGUGGGUGGUGAACCGGGUCUCUCAGUUUGUGGCUCCGAAGGCCAUGAGGAAGAUCUACAAGGCGUCCCUGAAGUACCCGGACUGGAAGAGGAAGCACAACCCGGGCCUGAAGCCCUGGAUGUUCCCGGAGCAGAACUCUCUGCCGUGCAUCAGCGUGUCGGAGCUGAACGUCCAGAGAGCCGACUCUCUGGAGAACAUCGACGAGAGCGGCCUGAGCGAGGACAAAACGCACCACAGCGAGGACGAGGAGACUUAGGAGGACCGAGGACCGCCGGGCCCACUUCCUGUUUGUCCCUUUGUUUGUUUGUCCGGCUGACGAGAGCCCGCGGACUGGUUCUUCUUCUUCUGUGGUUUUACACCGACGUGCUCAGUGUUACUCCAUUAUUCAGAUCAAUAAAGACACCUGGACAGGUGA